AUACUAUGGAAAUAACUAAUUUUUGCGCGAAUUCUUUUUAUGAGAAAAAUAACGAAUUUUUCAAGAAGAUUCAGGCAUACGAAGAAAAGUGGGAAACUAGUUUACCAAUAAGGUAAGUAGAAAAUCACGCCCACUAUUCCCAAUAUUUUCAGCGUAAGAUGGGAUUAUUGGGUGUAAAUUUCGUGUUCCAUGUGAAUUUUCUUUUAUGAGAAAAAUAAUGAAUUUUUCGAAAAAGAUACAGGCACACGAAGAAAAGUGGGAAACUAGUUUACCAAUAGAGUAAGUAGAAAAUCACGCCCACUAUUCCUAAUAUUUUCUGUCUAAGAUGGGCUUACAGGGUAUAAAUUUCGUGUUCUAACGCGUACAAGUGUUAGUUCUUGUACUUUCGAGUGAGCUAACUUAUUCUUUAAGUCAAUUGUACGAGUUUGUCGAGUGUGUGCGAGAAAAAAUAGUUUGAGUGUCGAAAAUGGAACCGCGCGCAAUAAUAGUGAGAUUUUUUAUAAUCGUAUGCAAUCAAAGCAAAAAUAUUAAAAAGCGCGAUUAUUUUAAGAAUUUGUCUCGCGACGAUGAAAUUAAUUAUUUAUUAUUCGAGCGUUUCGCGGAAAAAGAAUGUUCCAGCACGAUACUGUGCUUGUUGUACAAAAUGGGCUAUUUUGAGGGAAACGUUCGGCUAAUAGACACUAUAUUUCGUAUCGUCGAAGCGCGUUACGCGGAUGAACAAUAUUAUGAAAACGACGCGAGUGGGUGCAUCGCACAAUUUUUACGACGUCGAGACGGGGUGCCGGAAAAUGAGAAUAGAGGAGUGUCAGGUAAGAAAAAAUAUAAAAUAUCUAAUAAAGAAAAAGUUAGUAUUUUAUAUUUUAAUUACGAGUAUUUUUUUGUAGGUGAGAGACCGGUAGCACUAGUGCACCCUUUUCGUACGCAGUACGGUCGCCUAAGCUUAAGGCGGCGGCGCGAGGCGGAGGUGGCUGAGGAGGCUGUACCUGCCCGGAGACGUCGAAUCGGAGAAGCUCCUGUUGCUAUUGUAGCACCAGCAGUAGCAGCAGCAGCACUACCACCACCACCGCUAGCACCAUCACCACCACCUCGCGUCAUUCCCGUUGUGGAUUUAGUGUCUGAUGACGACACGCAGAACGGGUCCGAUGUUGUGCCGAGCUCGUUUGAUUCAGCGGCGUUAUUUACACCGAUACGCCAAGAAGAAAGAGAAAACGGUUGGAUGGAAGAGGAUACGAUGGAUAGAGUGUUAGCAGAGUGGGAGGAAGGAGAGAUAGAAAGAGAAAACGGCUGGAUGGAAGAGGAUACGAUGGAUAGAGCGUUGGCAGAGCGGGAGGAAGGGGUGCUGGAAAGAAAUUUUGAAGAGAGAGAUAAUGAACGGGAGAUGGAAGAAGAAGAAGAAGAAGAAGUGGAAGAUGAAGAAGAAGAAGAAGAUGAAGAGGAGGAGGAGGAAAAUGAAGAAUCGGAGGAGGAACAUCAGGAGGAAGAGGAGGAAGAAGAUAACGAGGAUGAUGACGAGGAGUCGGAGGAAGAGGAGGAGGAGCAUGUAGAUGAGGAGUCAGAGGAGGAGGAGGAAAAUGAAGAGUCGGUGGAAGAAGAAAACGAAGAAGAGGAAGAGAGAGAAGAAGAGAGUAAUGCUGAAAGAAAUGAAGAGAUGGGGGAGGAGGAGAUAGUGUUACCAAGCACACUUGACUCGGAGGCGCUAUUUUCGCAGAUAGGAGAAAUCGAGAAUGUGAACGUUUCCUCCAUUGAAGAAAGUGAACAUGAAGGGGAGGAAGAGACAGAAAGUGCAAUAGAAGAGGAUGAAGGAACGCAAGAGAGAGAGGAGGAGGAAGAAGAGGAGGAGAGAGGAGACGCCACUGUAACGCCUUCAGGUAAUAUAACAAUAUAAUAUAUUAUUUUAAAAUAUUACAUAUUAUUUUCAAAUAUAUUUUAAAUAAAAUUUUAAUUAUAAUAUUAAUACAAUUUUAAUUUUUUGUUAGAAAUUACUUGCACUCAACUACGGGAAUUUUUUUGGGGACAUAGGAAUAGAUCAUAAAAACUGGAACCCUAGGUUACUAUUUUGUUCUGUGAUCUCUACGCCGGUUAAUAUUUUUAAGGUUUUCUCUACAUCUCAAUUUUAAAAAUGAUAUUAAUAACAAUACAAAAAACUGUACAGAAUUUAAAAUAAAAACAAAAUAAAAUUUAAAAAAUUAUUAUUACCAUAUUCAUUUACCCAUGUAAAUGUUGUGCAUUUAUUUGAAAUUAUUUUAUUAGUCUCUACUUUGAAUAAAAAACUUUUAAAUUAUUAAUCAGUUAAAUUUAACUUGAGAAAAUUUUAUAAAUUUUAUUACGUGACUUUAUUACUUAAAUAAAAAAUUUUAAUUAAAUCUCGACGAAGUGUUGACUAAUUAGCCGUUUUUUAAAUUUUUGUCAUAUACCUUCUUGUUCGUCACUGAAAAAUUAUAUAUAAUAAACUUAAUCUUUUUUGUAUUAAAGUAAAUAGAAUAAAGGGUAAUUUUUUACUUAAUUCUUACACGAGCACAGAGUAAUAUGUUAAAAAAAUUAUCGAUUUAAUUAAUCACACGUCAGAAUUAACUCAUCGUUUACGUUAACUGUCUAAAUCAAGUGAGUAAACUAGAUUAGUUACUUUAACGCAUUUCGUCUAACGUUGGGGUUCCAGUGAAAAA
Molecule: messenger RNA, 2663 nt
Organism: Monomorium pharaonis (pharaoh ant)
Lineage: Eukaryota; Metazoa; Arthropoda; Insecta; Hymenoptera; Formicidae
Product: cyclic nucleotide-gated cation channel beta-1-like
Exons: 5
Coding region: 467-1885 (472 amino acids)
Source: RefSeq, a predicted model, not a curated record